GUACAUCCAGAAAAUAGUGAAUGGACGUGCUUUGAACAAACUGCAAGUUUAGAUGUCAAAUCUUUCUUUGGGUUUGAGAGUACAGUUGAAAAAAUUGCAAUGAAGCAGUAUUCUCAAAACAUAUCAAAGGGCAAAGAAAUAAUUGAACACUUCAUCGAAGUGCUACGAAAGGAGAACAUCACAGAGGUUCCCAGAUGGGUUGAGCCAACCACAAAGGCCACGGCCGAGAUCUGUGAUGACACAGAAGUUAAGAAGGAGGAGGAGAGCAGUGAGGCUGAGAGCAGCUCCGAGGAGUCCGAACUCAGGGAAAGGACCAGCAGCACCCCCUCCACAGGCCACCGAGCUCCAUCUUGGUGCUUCUUUGUCUUGUGUCACCAUUUUGAUUAUGUUUUCAUGACAGACACAAAGUUCAUUAAUCGGUGUCUGAAUAACGUAGUGACGGAGGAGGUGGAUAAUUGCCGAACAGAUCAGGAUAACAACAAGCUGGAUGCCGACUAUAUCAAGAGGUGCUUAGGUGACCUGACCCCACUCCAGGAGUCAAGAUUAAUACAGCUCAAGAAAUGGGUCGGAGAGCUUCAGAAAGGAAAGGUCCCCAGCGAUGCUUGCCUGCUGAGAUUCUUGCGGGCGAGAGACUUCAACAUCGAGAAGGCCCGGGAGAUGCUGAGCCAUUCCCUGAUAUGGAGGAAGAAGAACCAGAUUGACAAGAUCAUGAACGAGUACCAGAUCAAUCAGGUGGUGAAAGACUACUUCCCAGGAGGCUGGCACCACCAGGAUAAGGAGGGAAGACCUUUGUAUCUUCUGAGACUGGGUCAGAUGGAUGUCAAGGGACUGGUGAAGUCUGUAGGUGAAGAGGGACUGCUCAAACAUACUCUGCACAUCUGCGAAGAAGGCCUACGGCUAACUGAAGAGGCCACAGCCAGUCAGAGUCAGCCGAUUACAAACUGGACUCUCCUGGUUGACUUGGAAGGCCUUAACAUGAGGCAUCUGUGGAGACCAGGCAUUAGGACCUUACUAAAGAUAAUUGAGAUCGUAGAGGCAAACUACCCUGAGACAAUGAGUCGAGUUCUCAUAAUUCGUGCUCCUCGAGUUUUCCCGAUCCUGUGGACACUUGUUUCUACAUUCAUCGAUGAUAACACAAGAUCAAAGUUCCUCUUCUAUGGUGGAAAUGACUACCGGCCAGGCGGCUUGGUUGACUACAUGCCAAAGGAGAACAUCCCUGAUUUCUUAGGAGGUGAAUGUAAGCGAAGCACACUUUCUCGCUUAGGCCCAGUACCUGAGUCCUUGUACACUGUCAUGUACCCAGACGAGUUGGAGCUUAGAAGUAUGGUGCACGAGGGAGGCUUGGUGCCAAAGAGCAUGUACCAGCCUGGAGAGGAAUUUGAUGGAACAAGGCAACACAUCCUCCUAUCGGAACAGUCUGUUUAUCACUCUGUGUCUCUAGGGCGUGGACAGGUGCAUGAGGUGGUGCUGUUAAUUGAGGAACCUGGUUCAGUUAUCUGCUGGGACUUUGAUGUCAUGAAGAGCGAUGUCACUUUCUCUGUUUUACGCACCAAAGUUCCCAUCACAAACCGGCAGGAGCCACACUCACCUACAGGUGCAAUGGGUGUGAUUGAUGCAGUGAUUGGUACUGAUGACCAGCAUCGGUCUGUGAUUGAGAAGACUUGGCGAGAAGGUCAUGAGUACUUCCGUGUUGAACCUCAGCUAGUUUGUCAUGAUGGAGAAAGUAUACAGGGGUCCCAUGUGACAUCACACAUGGGGACAUACAUAUUACAAUGGCGCUACUAUGAGUCAACACAGCACACCUCCCCCUUAGAUAUUAUUGAUACCAUAACUGCACCCAAGGCAAAGAUCAUGUAUUACUAUGAGACUCUCAAGUCAGCAGACUAUAGGGGAUCCAUGACAAGCCUUCAGUCCUGUCAGAGUGGCUUCUCUUCCCUGUCAUCCAACACCAACAAGUCAGCGACGUCAUCUUGUCCGUCCCGCUGACCUUGAUGAAUUGAGUGUUAGGGAUCAAAGUGUUUUUUGUAAUCAGGGUUGAAAUCACUCUCUUGACUGAA
Molecule: messenger RNA, 2057 nt
Organism: Penaeus vannamei (Pacific white shrimp)
Lineage: Eukaryota; Metazoa; Arthropoda; Malacostraca; Decapoda; Penaeidae
Source: RefSeq, a predicted model, not a curated record